This is a messenger RNA of Glarea lozoyensis ATCC 20868, 885 nucleotides long. RefSeq lists its product as uncharacterized. NCBI's taxonomy places the organism in Eukaryota, Fungi, Ascomycota, Leotiomycetes, Helotiales, Helotiaceae. Gene Ontology annotation, cellular component: membrane. Bases 1 to 885 code for a protein of 294 amino acids. The record is from RefSeq and is a predicted model, not a curated record. The transcript has 2 exons.
AUGGCGGAAGGACUUUAUCGCUACAAACCCAAUGCGACUCUCGCGAUCGUAUGCGCGGGUCUCUUCGGAAUCAGCGCCAUCAUCCACCUCAUCGUCAUGAUCAAACGAAAAGCCUGGUUCUUCACAGCCUUCGUCAUAGGCGCAAUAAUGAUGACUUUAGGCUACAUCGCCCGCUUCGCCUCCGCCCGAAAGGACACAAGCGUAAUGCUCUACGCCAUCCAAUCCCUCCUCAUCAUCCUCCCUCCCUCAUUGUACGCCGCAACCAUGUACAUGAUCUUCGGGCGUCUAGUCGUUUUCGUCAACCACCCGUCCGCAUCGCUCAUCCGUCCCACGCGCGUCACAAAGAUCUUCGUUACAGGCGACACGCUCUCGUUCCUCCUCCAGGCCGGCGGCGGCGGCAUGAUGUCCAUCUCCAGCAUGGCAAAUAUGGGUCAAACACUCAUUAUGGUCGGAUUGGCAUGUCAGUUGCUGUUUUUUGGGUUCUUUCUGGUUAUGGCGAUUACGUUCAGACAGAGGAUGCUUAAGUCUUUCAUUCCGAAAACGGGGAAAUAUAAUUGGCAUUCGCUCAUGACGAUUUUGCUUAUCGCUUCGGGUCUUAUUAUUGCGAGGUGUGUUUUCAGAAUGGUCGAGUUUGGACUAGGGAGGGAUGGAGCGCUGAUGGCUAAGGAGGCAUAUGUGUACAUUGGGGAUACGUUGCUUAUGUUCCUGGUGCAAAUCAUGUUCCAUUUCCGCCACGCAAGCAGAGUUUUUGCGGAACCGGUUGGGAAUGUGGGAGGUAUGAAGGUGUUCAGUACGUCGAAUGUUGAACUGGGACAUGUACAUCCGCAGGGCCCGAGGAUGUUGCAUAAGCAUGAUAGUUAUGAGCCUCUGACUGGGCCGAGAUGA